AUGACAUCCUCUUCCAACAUCAACUAUAGUAACCUCAAGGAUGAUAAAAAAUUAAAUGGUGAUAAUUAUGUGGAUUGGGUUAGGGGCAUUAAUUUGUUCUUGACGAUUGAAGCCCUCUUAUCUGUUACUGAAAAAGUUACUCCCCCCAUUCUCCACUAUGGUGAAAUUGAGGAAGAGCAGACCUACAAACAGUAUUGGAGGGAGGACUCCAAGGCAAAAUUGCUCAUCCUCAGGUCAGUGGAAAAGUCAAUAGUUGACACCAUUAAAAAUCUGCUAACGGCUGGUAGUAUGUUGGAUGAACUUAAGGAAGUGUACGGUAAGCAGAGCUGGCAUGUGCAUCACCAACUUACCACUCUCAUCCACAAUACCAAAUUGAUAGAUGACACUCUAGUGGUGGAUCAUGUAAUGAAGAUGAAAAGUUUAUUUUUUGAACCUGAAUCCCUAGGAACCGAAUUUACCCUACAAUACAAGAGGGAUGUCAUUCCAAAUUCACUUCCCUCAGUUUAUUCCUCAUUUACUCUUAAUCUUCGCAUGAAUAAGAUUGAUGUGAAUCUCACUGAACUGGGAAAUAUGUUGAGUGAAGUAGAAUCAAGUUUUAAGAAACAGAAGACAGAAGUCCUUACUACUGAUGUGAAGUCUUCUUUGGAACCGAAAGGUAGCAAGAAGAAGAAAGUAAGGGUAAACUUGGAGUCACUAGAGGGAAAGGGAAGGGUAAUGGGGUUUAAGUUGACAAAAAAGCUGAACAUGAAUGAAGUGCAUCUUAGGAUGGGCACUGGAUUUGAGGCAAUGGCAUUGGUUGUGGGGACUAUUAUAUUAGAAUUAGAUUCUACUGUUUAA
Messenger RNA from Telopea speciosissima, 837 nucleotides. RefSeq lists its product as uncharacterized. The record is from RefSeq and is a predicted model, not a curated record. Lineage: Eukaryota; Viridiplantae; Streptophyta; Magnoliopsida; Proteales; Proteaceae. Bases 1 to 837 code for a protein of 278 amino acids. The transcript has 2 exons.